UGCCCCCCGAUGCCAUGACAGUGUCGGUUUCGCAGCCGCAGCAGCCGAUCGAAAGUGUGCACUGCAGCUCUUCCUCGCCGACACGCGGAACCACCCUCCCGCCUCCCAUCGCGCGCCCACCCGCCUCCGGAUCCGCCACCUUGGACGCAGCGGUGGCGUCGCCGUCGAUGGCGAUGGCCACCACCGCACCGAUGUCCUCGCCGCCGCCGCCGUCGUCGUCCACCCUCGUCACCGCCCCUCAGCGGGAACCGCCCGAGGCCAACCCAGCGCCAGCCCAGGGCACGCCAACGUCGGCUCUGCGCCGGCUGUACUUCAAGACGGCUCGCGCAAGCAAGGCGGCCAGGUCGGCGGCGGCCGUGAUGGGGGUGGCUGCCGCCGCCGCCGGCUCCGCGACCGUCCCGAAGGUGGUCGUGAUGGGUUCGUCCACGACCUCCGAGGCCACCAUCAACACCUCCACCGAUUCGGCCUCGACGCACCUCACCAACGUCACCACCACGACCGACACCGAGACGAACGACUCCCUGGACCUCGGAGACGCGUCUGGGCAGAGUGAACUGUUGCUCAGCUCGCUGGAGGACGAAAGCUCCAGCAUCAUCGCCCUGAGCCAGACGGACGGCAACGAGAACGAGGAAAACAUCACCCUCGUCAACGGGCCCGACACGCCAUUGUUGAUCAGCUAUCAGGAACUGGAGGAUCUCUCUCCGAAGUCGCCCAUCUUUUCGUCAUCCCGUGAGCCCUCGCCAAAGCAUGGAUCGGCUCGAACGACGGUACAGUCCGCUUCCACCCGUUUCCCCUUCGAUCCCCCAGUGUCCCCGAAAGCGCACGGAGAGAUCACGCGUGGAGAUCCGGCGUCGUACGCACGAACUCACGAAACCAUGUUCAGCUUCGACGAAUCGCCCAAUCCGGUGCGACGUCCCGUACCUCGGAUGCCGGAGCAAACUCCAGGCAAUGCCGCCGAGGCCGGCCCAGGCCAAUCGGGGCCGCCCCCGCCACCUCCAGCGGUGGUCCAACCGUCCACCGGGGAGUCAUCGUCUUCGGCAUCGACGUCCAACACCUCCACACCGAAGCGACUGAUGAACACGUUCAAGACGCGCAAGGAGCGGCUGGUGCAGCAGGCGGGCAGUGCGGUUGCGGCGGCCACUGCCGCCGUCACCUCCUCGUCCGGCGGUGGCAAGCAGUUCAAGAACCCCAACUACGAUCCCGACCUGACGAUGUUCCCCUUCGAUCGGGAGGCGAUCGACUACGAGCGCAUCCAGCGCGAGUGCUUCGCCGUUGAGGAGGAGCUCCUGUUCGAGCACGAUCGGGCCCGCCAGGACGAGCUGGCUCGGGGGGGCGGUUGUGGCGGUGGCGGCGGGGAAUCACCCUCCAAGGCGCUGUUCGAGACGGAGAUCUUCAGCGAGCACUACUCCAUCUUCCAGCAGUACGCGUACCUUUCGCAGCAGGAGCGGGACGCGCUGGAUGCGGGGCGCAGCUCCUCCUCCAGCCGACGGUCGAACCGGAAGCCGACGCCCGCCGCCGAUGCGUUCUCACCGAGACGACACCGAGCGGAACCACCGCCGAUCCCUCCGGCCGGACCGCGACUCUCCAAGUUCGACCAGAUCGCGACCAAGUUCGACAUGAUGCCGGCGAAGCUGGGCGGGGGGAGCGGGGGCGGCUGCGGCACACUUCCGGACCUGCGGGUCGACUACUUCGUCGAAACGUCGUGCUGUUCCGGCGCGGGCAUGUCGGUGUCGCCGGGCGGGGAACUCGAACCGCCAGCGUCGGGUGAGCCAACGUCGAGGGCGCGUGCGUCGUCGUCCGCCGGCACCGGGGCGCCCUCUGGCGGUGGUCUGCAGCGAUCGAUGGAAGCGGCCGGCACAGGCGCAAUGGCGUCCGGCACUAUAAAUGUUACGUCCAAUCCGAUGGAGGGAGCAGUUUGUACACAACCGCGGGCGACAAUAGUCGUACAGCAACCAUCCCUAAGCAUGGACUACACGUCCGUCGAGACGAUCCUGCUGAAGAAUGAGGGCGAAUUUAUUAGCGUCGGCGAGCAGGGAAAGGAUCUCCUGUCGGCGCAAAGUAAAAAGCAGCAGCGAGAGGAACACAUGCGGCAGUUGCUGGACGUCACCAACACACUAACAACCGAAGAGAUUAAAGAUUUCGAAAUGAGAUAUGGUAGCCCACAUCACAGUCGAUCUCAAUCGGUCAAAACUCCAGGAAGCCGUGCAUCUGGCCGUCCAAAUCAGCUAUGCUUGCCACAACAACGUUCGAGAGUGGCCUCCAUGCCCAACACCGGCGUCGAAGAGGAAUACUACAGACUGAGGCAUUUUUCAAUCACCGGAAAAGGUGUCGUCAACCGGGGCGAUUCACUAAAAAGCCGACGAAGCAAAUCAAACAACAGUGUAGCUAGCUCAAACUCGAGUACCGAACAUCUGACUCCUGCCGCCGGCGCCGUUGCCGGAUCGGCGCGAACCUCGGCCACGUGUAGCCUGGCAUCCAGUCGUGAAAGCAGCACGUCCAACCCGGCGUCGGGUCCAUACAAAGUACUGAUGCUAGGCGGCGCAGCGGUGGGAAAAAGUUCAUUAGUGUCACAAUUCAUGACCUCGGAAUAUCUGCAUGCGUACGAUACAAGCAUAGAUGACGAUUCGGGGGAGAAAACCGUUUCCGUUCUUCUCAGUGGAGAAGAAUCUGAGCUGACAUUCAUCGACCACGGCUACACAGAAAUGGCACCGGAAAACUGCAUGUCUACGUACGAUCCGCACGGCUACUGCGUGAUAUAUUCGUCGGCGGACAAGGGCAGCUUUCUGGUCGCGGAACGUAUCCUUCAAACGCUCUGGACGACGGAAAACAUUGCCCAGAAGGCUGUGAUUCUGGUGGCGAACAAGGCAGACCUCGCUCGUAGUAGAAUGGUGUCAUCCGAUGAGGGCAAAGCAAUGGCAACGCAGUACGAUUGCAAAUUUAUCGAAACAUCCGUCGGCAUCAAUCACAACGUGGACGAGUUGCUGGUGGGGUUGCUUUCGCAGAUAAGACUAAAGCUGGAAAACCCAGAAAAAUCCAGAGAUCUGUUCCGGAAACGAUCGAUCCGAAAGUCGAAACGUCGGGCCUGCUCCCCGCUCGGUGGCGCAAUCUGUCUGGCAGGUAUUGGUGGCAACACAAACCCCAGCACACCCGUGUCCGGGCCGUCGGCCAAUGGGGCCUCGGGUGGGUUUGUCGAAACGCCGACUGGAAGUGCCCAUAGCAGCCCCCGAAAAUACCGUGGCUCACGGACAUCGGCUAGCCUGAAGGUGAAAGGGUUGCUCGGACGCGUGUGGGCCCGUGACUCGAAAUCCAAGAGUUGUGAAAAUUUACACGUGCUGUAAAUUUCGCUCACUAACUCUCACU
Molecule: messenger RNA, 3360 nt
Organism: Anopheles coustani
Lineage: Eukaryota; Metazoa; Arthropoda; Insecta; Diptera; Culicidae
Exons: 14
Coding region: 15-3338 (1107 amino acids)
Cellular component (GO): plasma membrane
Molecular function (GO): calcium channel regulator activity; GTP binding; GTPase activity
Source: RefSeq, a predicted model, not a curated record